AUGGACAAACGACUUUCAUCACCUUUCAGCCAAGCUCGAUAUGCUGUGGAGAUAAUAACGGAUAGGAUAAAAAGCUGGAGGGUUGAAGGAUCAGGAGAAAGUAGCGGAGGACAAGAAGAGGGGUAUAGGUUAUUAUCAUGGAGGAAUAGCACCAACGAACAAAGGCAAAGUGGUGGUAGAGGUGGUGAUAUCGUUUUGGAGAAUGAAGAUGAUAUCAUUAUGAACGUAAAUGAUUCACCACCGCCGCCUUAUGAUAUAGAUGUAGAUAUAUCUACAAUAACAGAUCAACCACAUCCUCAACAUCUUUAUCUUCCUCAUCAUUCCAACAGACGGUUUCAUCUUGAUCCAAUCUUACUUCUCAUCAUCCUUCUAUCAAUAGGAUUUGCAAUUGUCCUGUUCAUGAUAUUCCCUUUCCCGACUACAAUACCAGCUUUCUUAUCCAUUUUGAUCAGUUUAUCUGGUUGGACAAUAUUGACUUGGUCAAAGAUAUUACACGCAUUUGUCUUCCAAUCAAGAGAGAAAUCGACCAAUUUCUUCAAUCGGUAUUCGAAUACAAAGAGAACGAUAAUCGUAGCAACGACUCUGUUUUUGUUAUAUUUGGCUUGUUUAGGAGUCUGCGCUCCGGAGGAAGAUUUACCUAGGUUGGUCAACAAAGGAUCAGAAAAAUACUUUAUAGCUGCCAAUCUACAUGAUAGUGAAGAUAUCUUACCUAAGUGGUCUGAAGAAUUAGUCAAAUUGAUAGAUCACCUUGGACACGAAAACGUAUUUGUAUCGAUAUACGAGUCCAACUCACAUGACUCGACCAAAAUGCUCCUAUCUAGUCUGAAUCAAACUCUUUUCGAAAUGGACGUUGGCAGACGAAUCGUCACGGCGCAAGAUGACAGACAUUCUUGGCCAUAUAACACUUCUCCUGAAAGAAUAGGUUAUUUAGCAAAUGCGAGAAACAAGGCUUUGGAACCGAUUCAAAGUCCUAGUUCAGACGUCCGAUUGUCAGAUCACCAAGCUUUCACUAAAUUGAUUUUCUUGAAUGACGUCUUCUACACCUGGAAGAGUAUCGUCAGAUUGUUGGAUACCCAUAUAGAUGGAAAGGAUGAAUAUGACCAAGUUUGCGCUAUGGAUUUUGGUACUUCAGGUUUAUAUGACACUUGGGCUUCAAGGGAUAUCUGCGGUACACCGUUGCGACCAUUUUGGCCCUAUGUAAAAGACGAAAUCACAAUUGAUAAAGUAAGGAACGAAGAAUCAUUCGAAGUGUCAUCCUGUUGGAACGGAGCUGUUGUUUUCAAAGCUGGACCCUUCUUAUAUCAACCUUCUAAGGAAACUAAGGAAAAACUGAAGGAUGAAGCCUCUGAACCAAUAAAUGAGGACGUAGAUACUGAAGGUGAUAGGCGUUUCUUCAAAAGAGGUUGGAAGAUGGUCGAUGAUACUACAUAUCCAAAUUCGGUUUUCUCACCUUCACUCACCUUGCCUAUACAAUUUAGGACAUCGAACAUAUCAGCUUGUGAUCAUUCAGAAUGUUUCUUGAUUGGAUAUGACUUGCAUCGAUUAUACGAUACAGUGGAUCGACCACCUAGGAUAUAUAUGAAUCCAACUGUCAUGCUGGCCUACGAGAAAAAUUGGUAUUUCUGGCAUAACACCGUGUUGAGAAUACCUGUUAUAAAAUGGUGGUUGGAAAAUUGGAGUAGAGGAUAUCCAUUCAUGUUUGUAGAUUGGAUUUGGGAAAAUGCUGGUAGACGAAGAGAUUACUGUACUUGGUCAGCUUUAUCGGCACAUCUACCAGAUAGAUGUCCUCCUCUGCCAGGGGCUGAGAAUAAAAACUGGGAUCAGUAG
Messenger RNA from Kwoniella shivajii, 1827 nucleotides. RefSeq lists its product as uncharacterized. Bases 1 to 1827 code for a protein of 608 amino acids. The transcript is spliced from 5 exons. The record is from RefSeq and is a predicted model, not a curated record. NCBI's taxonomy places the organism in Eukaryota, Fungi, Basidiomycota, Tremellomycetes, Tremellales, Cryptococcaceae.